Molecule: messenger RNA, 1533 nt
Organism: Candidozyma duobushaemuli
Lineage: Eukaryota; Fungi; Ascomycota; Pichiomycetes; Serinales; Metschnikowiaceae
Exons: 1
Coding region: 1-1533 (510 amino acids)
Biological process (GO): transmembrane transport
Cellular component (GO): membrane
Molecular function (GO): transmembrane transporter activity
Source: RefSeq, a predicted model, not a curated record
AUGUUGGAAAACACUACCGAGGUUGCCUCGGUUGCCUCGAACGAAAAGAAGAACUACGUCUCCACAGAGUCCAUAGGAAGCUCGCCCGAGGAGGACUUCUCAGAUAUCGACGAGCAGAAGUUGCGCCGCAGAAUCGACUACCGAAUUCUCCCGCUUUUUUCGGUAUUGUACUUGCUUAGUUUCUUGGACAGAACGAAUAUCGGAAAUGCCAAAAUCGAAGGGCUCCCGGAGGACUUGGGGCUCGUGGGCAACCAGUUCAACAUGGCCUUAUUGAUAUUCUUUGUCUUUUACGCUGUUUUGGAGGUGCCUUCCAAUAUCAUUUUGCACCGUGUGAAGCCUAACAUCUACAUCCCUACGACCAUGGUGCUCUGGUCGAUCGUCAUGACCUUGAUGGGAACCGUGAAGAACUACGACCAGCUCUUGGCCACCAGAGCGCUUUUGGGUAUUUUUGAGGCGCCACUCUACCCAGGUAUUUCCUACCUUUUGUCGAUGUACUACUCCAAAAAAGAGAUUCUCGUCAGACAGGCCAUUUUCUUCAGCGCUGCUACUUCCGCUGGUGCGUUUUCUGGUCUUUUGGCUGCGGCUAUUGCUCAGAUGGACGGAGUAGGAGGCUACGAGGGAUGGAGAUGGAUUUUCAUUCUCGAAGGUUUGCUUACUUUCGUUGUGGGUGUUGGUUCCUACUGGUGCUUUCCUUCUUACCCCAAGGACUGCAAGUUCCUCUCUGAAAAGGAACGCCGUUUCAUUGUUCACAAAGUCAAAUACUCCACCAACGCCGACACCAACAAAAUCACUGGUGACGAGGCUCCAGUGCCUACUUUGGCUGAAGACGAUUCCCGUGAUAAAUCUUACAUUUGGGCUGCUUUCAAGGACUGGCAGGUCUGGUGCCAGCUUUUGAUCAUCUACGGUAUCAACGUUCCACUUAACGCUGUGGCUCUUUUUGGUCCUACUAUUAUCUUCAGUUUGGGCUACAGCACCACCGAAUCUCAGCUUUUGGCGGUUCCGCCCUACGUUGUUGCAUCCAUUUGGUGUGUGAUCCAGGCCUACAUUUCUGGCAGAAUGGGUGUGAGAUCCCCAUUCAUGCUUUUCGAUUUCGUUUGCAUUGCUAUUGGAUUUGCAGUGUGUUUGGGAAGCGAUCCAGUCAGCAAACCCGGUGCCGUUUACGCUGGCGUUUACCCUAUCGCUAUCGGAUGUGCUGGUUUGCCGCUUUGUGUGAUUUGGCUUGCCAACAAUUUGUCAGGUUCCUACAAAAGAGCAAUUGGCAUUGCUUUACAGAUCGGUCUCGGAAACUUCAGUGGUGUCAUUGCUUCGAACUUGUACAGAGCACAGGACUCGCCUUACUACAAGUUAGGUCAUGGAUUGGGUGUGGGAUUUGCAGGUAUGGGUCUUCUUUUGACCUCUGGCGUGGCUGCAAGAUACUGGUAUGUUAACAAAAAGAGAAAGAGGGAGAUUGCAGAGGGCAAAUACGACCAACUUACUCCAGAGGAACUCAUGAAGAUGGGUGACAAGAGCCCGUACUUUAUUUAUCGGUUUUAG